CAGAAAGACAGGCAGGCUUUACAGGGUAUAGAACAUGGCAAUCACUAAACACAGCAAACACGCGGUUGGGAUAUUCUCAAGAGAUGGAGAUGUCAAUUAUGUCUGGCUGGUUAAAUUACUGCUGUCACAGUUUUUCAAUAGUGUUGUUGAUGAAGUUCGAUCAGUCUACAUAUCUAACAUUCGCAGCAAUUUUCUGUCUGAGUUACGCAACUUCUCCUUUGCCAUUCUGUAUCACACACAGAAGAGGGGCCGACUGAAUGUCACAAAUGUAACGGACUCUCUCUAUGACGAGGAGUUGGAAGACCUCCAUAACCAAUAUGGGAAGAAAAAUGUCAUCGUCCUAAUGGAUGAUUUAGAGGACAACAGCCAGAAUAAAAAAGAUAAAAUCUUACGUGAACAGUAUGAUAUUAAAGAUAAAGCGUGUGAGCUGUUUCUUAUCAGUGAAAUGGAGAAGGAGUCAUGUAACCUAAACAGUUCAAAUCAAGAAUGGAGUGAGGAUCCCAUAUCACCACGACUGCAAGAGGAGCACAGAUCAAUGUCAAAGAAGAGGGCUCAGAUUAAAGACAUCAUCGCAGAGGCCUCUCCUCAUACAGUCAAUGAUAAGGAUUCUUACAGCAGGUCAUCUUCCUACAGGAGUCCAGGAAGACGCUAUUCUGACACUGACUCCCAAUUCACUGAAUCGAUGUUUGACUCUCAAAGAGCCAAAGACUUUACCGAUAAUAAUUCCCAAAUCACAGCACCGUCUUCCAACUAUAAUUCAGGAAUUGGAGCCCAUCUUCUCCCGCCAUCAUCUGGUGCACAGGCUUAUGUUUCAGAUGACACGAAAGAACGCCAGAAUCUGAAGCGAAGUUCAGAUGAUGCUGAGAACCCAAAUCACACCCCUAGAAAACACAGGAGGCUUUCUAACAAGGCUGUCUUUAUUAUUAUUGGAGUAGUUGGACUAAUUUUGCUGAUCACGUUGAUUUCAAUUCUUGCUACACUGUGAAGGCGACGUGUGUGGAAGACCAGAUGCUGAUUCUAAAUCCACUGAUCAUCUGAAAGUUCUCUUGUCUUCAGGGACAAAGUACCCUCUGCAAAAUCCUAUAUCUUAUAUGAAUUCACAUUACGUGUCUCAUUCACACUUGAUUUACAUCUAAUUAUCAAAUUACAUCUAAAAGGGCGAUCAUGUUUUGUGCGAAACCCAAACAGAAAUCAGAUUUGAGAAACAUUUAUUGGAGUCGCUUGGUAUCUAGGAUUAUGGCCAACUCCAACAAAAUAUAUUUCCCUCAAUGAUUAAAUUAAUGAUUUGCAUUAUUCCCCGGUCAAAAUCCCCUUUGAAGAUGUGUAGAUCUAGAAUAUGACCAGGCGAAUAGGAAAUUUGCUGAGUGCUUUCACACAAUCUGGCGCUAAAGGUUAUUAGUUAAGAGUUGGUUUAUGCUCAAACUACCUUGAUUUUUAAAAUCUUGAUUUAGUGAUGAUAAAUGCAAAUUAUUAUAGAAAAACCCAUAAAAUAGAAAUAUAUUAAUUACACAAUUACUAAAGUGAGUUAAAUCAGAGUUUCUUAAAUUCUAACAUUUUCUGUCCUGCAAACCCAAACUGCAAUGUAUGUUGUGUCCCUGAAAUAUGAGUCUUAUGGAUAUAAUAGAUGUGCUCUGCACAAAAUAUUAAAUCAUUUCACUGUAGUAACGGCUAGGAGGGGAAUGCACAGCAGCCUCUUCUAUAAGGUCAUUUUCCACUGCAUGUAGUGGGGAGCAAUAUGGAAAGUG
This is a messenger RNA of Pelobates fuscus (common spadefoot toad), 1745 nucleotides long. RefSeq lists its product as uncharacterized. NCBI's taxonomy places the organism in Eukaryota, Metazoa, Chordata, Amphibia, Anura, Pelobatidae. The transcript has 10 exons. The coding region runs from base 35 to 985 and encodes 316 amino acids. The record is from RefSeq and is a predicted model, not a curated record.